This is a messenger RNA of Lasiosphaeria miniovina, 3078 nucleotides long. RefSeq lists its product as uncharacterized. Lineage: Eukaryota; Fungi; Ascomycota; Sordariomycetes; Sordariales; Lasiosphaeriaceae. The transcript has 2 exons. The coding region runs from base 103 to 2793 and encodes 896 amino acids. The record is from RefSeq and is a predicted model, not a curated record.
CCACUUCUACCCACCCCCCUCGGGCUUCCUCUCCCUCAGCGGCAGCCUCGCCACCUUCUGUAACCAGAAACUCGUGAGCCGAGCCGAGCCGAGCUCAACAUCAUGCCCAGCCUAUGGAAGUCCGCGUCUGUCACCAGCCGCGGCAAGCCCGGUCCCCAGAAGUCCAUCCGGGGUACAAUCUCGGCCCCGAUCCCGAUUCCCGUCCCUGUUGACGACGACGAGUUCCCCAUUCGGAGACCGGGUUCGACCAAGGCUACCGCACGAACCGAUGACGAAUUCCCCAUGCGGAAGCCAGGGACCGGCAUCGCGAGCACAAUCCCGCCUGUCGUCGAGCCCGAGAUAAAAGCACCCGUCGACAAGUACGACGAGCCUGAGAUCGAGUCUGAGCCCGAGCCCGAGCCUAAGCUCGAGCCUGAGUCCGAUACUGAGCCUCCGUACGAGCAAGCUAGUGAGGUCGAGCGGGAGCAAGAGCUCAACGACGAGCUCCAAGCCGGAUCUGAACCAGUGAACGAGAAAGACCUGGAGCACGGGCAAGAGCAAGUGCAGGAGCAAGUGCAAGUGCAAGAACCCGAGCAACCCGAGCCAGCGCAAGGCCAGGCACAUGAGCAGCCUCAAGUGCUUCUGCCGUUAUUGCCAUCGACGCCCGUCAAGAUCUCCGAGCCCGGCCGCACGGACCCGGACAUUGACAUUCAGCCGGAACCGCCGUUGCACCUGCCACCGCCUCCGCCUCCGACAACCGGCCCAAGCGUAUUUAGCGGACGCCCGGCUUCAAGAUCCCCCCCGCAAAGGAUCUCGCCCCGGAGGACGUCUCCGUCAGAUAUCUCGCCGCACCAAACAACGCCGCCCAGGACAAAACAGCCAUCGCCGCCCUCGAGGCGGGCCACGAACCCAGUUCUAGGUGCCGUCCGAUAUUCAGUCGUCAGCGAAGCGCCGACCACCCAGAGCAAGGACUCACCGCAACGAAAGAAGUCGACUUUGCGGUCCGCACUGGGCAGGUUAUUUGGACGCAGUAAGAAGAAGAAUGGCAGCGGCAGCCAGGACUCGGGGCGCGACUCGGGGCCAGUUGGCUCGUCGCAGCACCGCAGCGACCCUAUCACCACAAGCCGACUCAAAGAGAAUCCACCGGGGCGCUCUGCCUCGUUGCCCAUUACCGAGUUCAACAUGCCUUUACGUUCGCACUCGAUUGGGCCGGAUGAUAUCAUGGCCAUCGAGAGUGCCCGUGACUCGCUCCAGGCUGAGGCAGCUGGAGCUAGUUCCGGGGCUGGCGUAGGAGCCGGCGCUGCUGCUGCUACCGGGGGACGGCGACGCGCUGCUACUACAACAAGUCGUCUAUUUCUCCAGCCGCGCUUGCGCACCACCGAGUUUGGCGCCGGACUAUCGCCGCGGCCGGCCAGUUCACACGGGCGUGGCAGCCGGCUGGCAGAUACUAACGAGCCCGAAGAUCCCAACGAAAUCGGUCGCGCCAUUACGAGUGACAGCGGUAACGGAGUGCGCCGACGAUCCCGGAGCCUUUCUGGCCUGCAGGACUUUAUGGGGGGACGUCCCGGGGCCCGCCGGCGCAGCGACGAGAUUCGCUACUGGCGCGAAUCUUACGACCCGGGCUUCAUGUCGCCGCUGUCGUCAAACGCACAGGAAGACGACACGGGCUUGAUAGAUGUCAGCGCGCCCGAGAGCCCCGCCGUCGAAAGGCCACCCAAGACGCCGCCCCAACCCUUCAACUUCGGCCCCAUCACAACUGACAUGGCCGGCAUGAAGAUCACGCAGGUAGCAAGCAUCGACACGCGCAUUGGCGACCUCGAGUUUCGCGCUCACAAGCUUGAGCGAGUUGUGGGUCAGCUUUGUCACGCCGUGCCCGGCUUCAAGACCCCCUUUGGCGACACGACGCCAUCUCAGGGUGAGUCGUCGUCGAGGAAGCCUAUAUUUGCAUACUCGGCUAGCCCCCCGCCUCCUAUCCCCGCCAUCUACCGGACCAUAUCGUCCGACCUGAAGGAGACGCCAAAAUACGCUGCCUCGCGCCGCUCGGUCGAGACGGACUCACACUCUCAGGUCUCUUUUGGCGAUGCUCCGAUUUUCAUUGGCUCUCUGCAUCCUCCUUCUUCGUUCGCUGCACAGUCUCAGUCCCUCACCGUAACUGCGGCCCCUCCUGCCAACUCUCUGGACCGUCCGGCAUCUAACUCAACCAUUCGCGGAGCCGCGAAUUUGCCUGCCGUAGGCCGCGAAGCUGGGGGCAAUAGCGAUGAACGGUACGCUGCACUAGCCGCACAGCUCGAGACGGAGCGCGCCGCACGCCAGGCACUGGAAGCCCAAGUCAAAAAGCUCUCGGAGCGUCUCAAUACACUAUCAACCACCAUGUUUGCCAUGGUGCGCGGGCCGUCCGAGUCACGGUCGCAGGAGCGGCUGGCGCCGCCCUCUCCGGGCGGACACUCGUCCCUACAGCCGCAGCCAGUGAAAACCCUGUUGGUCCCGCCGCCGGAGGCAGUGAAGGCGCUGUCAGUUUUCGAGACUGACGACGACGACGACGACAACGAAGAUGAAGAUGAAAGAACCGAGGCAGCAGGGGCUAAAGAGAUACGUUCACUAGAGUCGGAAGUGGCCGAUGACAACCUCACCGAGGACGACUUCCAGACGCCGCGAGAGGACAUGCCCCCACUCAGCUAUGGGGCAUUCGGAGAAGAACUGCGCCCAGAUGACGACGGCGAAGCCGAAUCCGACGACCCGAAGCGGAAAAAGGCGGCGAGGACUCUGAGUCUCAGCCAGCUGACUCUGGGCAAGGGGCAGCGGACGCAGAUCUGACACGGUUUUCUCUUGUUGCUUCUAACCAUCUCACGACACGGCACGCGACACACGAUAAUACGAUUCGCGUAUCUAUUGUAACGCUCACGUUCCCCUCCUAUUCCACCAUGUCCAACUUUAGCUACGCGCUACCACGUAUCGUCCUAUUUCUUCGGACAAUGAUCUCUCUACGAAUCACAGACGCAUAUUCGAUGCCCUCUCACACACAUAGCGACGGCUUAUUUCCGUGUCCGGCUUUCCAUAUCUUCCUAGCCUUGUUUUCUUUUUUCAGUUUUUCGCCCUCCU